This is a messenger RNA of Drosophila ananassae, 1406 nucleotides long. RefSeq names its product zinc finger BED domain-containing protein 6. The coding region runs from base 22 to 1236 and encodes 404 amino acids. Lineage: Eukaryota; Metazoa; Arthropoda; Insecta; Diptera; Drosophilidae. The transcript is spliced from 2 exons. The record is from RefSeq and is a predicted model, not a curated record. Gene Ontology annotation, molecular function: protein dimerization activity.
UUUUUAAUUAAAUUUAAUUUGAUGCAGUCGCAUACUAGCGAAUACAUAUGUAGCUUAUUGGAGGGUGCGUGUGAUGCAUUUAAAAUUGAACGAUGUAAGUGGAGAUCACUUACAACUGAUAAUGCUAACAAUAUGAAAGCAGCCUCAAAUUUAUUCUUGGGGAAAGGCAGGCAUGUUUCUUGCUUUGCUCACACCAUUCAUUUGGUAGUCGACAACGUCGUGAAAGAGAUAUCAUCUUUCUCUAACGUUUUGGACAAGGUGAAAAAAAUAGUUACCCACUUUAAGCACAGCCCUGCAGCAAUGGACAUGCUGCGUAAGCUGCAGAAAGAUGAAGGAGUAUCAGAAGGUCGGAUAAGGACACUUGUGCAAAGUGUUGACACAAGGUGGAAUUCCUGUCUCGACAUGCUUAUUUCCUUUUUAAGUUUGUCAAAUAAAGUGGCAAUAGUCCUUAUAAAUAGAGCAAGUUCAGUAAAAGGAUUGCCAGAUAUGCUUACGUCCAACGAAAUUUAUCUUUGCCAAGACUUUUGCGAUUUUCUAAAGCCAUUUAAGGAAGCCACGGAAAAAAUAAGCGGAGAUAAUUACGUCACCGUGAGCAUGAUAAUUCCACUAAUCGCACUCUUGGUAGAAAAAAUUCGGAACCUAAAUGUAGCAUCAAAUGAAGGCAUUUUAACUAAAGAACUUCUUCUAAAAGUAUCUGAAGAUCGUUUUAAAUCGUUACAAUGUAACAAAAUACUCGCCAAGUCAUCAAUGUUGGACCCACGGUUCAAGAAACUAUACCUCCCGCCUCUCAUAGCUAGCGAAGUGGUCAGGGAUAUCGUUUCAGAAAUUUCCCAAAAAAUCUCUGAAGACUCACUGACGGAGUCUGCGAACCCUUUUAAUGAUGAACACACGCUUUGCGAAUCUGAAGGGUUUCAAGAAGCGCAUCAACGGUCGAUAGCAUUGCGUCAAACAACGAGGGAAGUUCCCCAAAAUCAGGAGCUGAGUCUGUUUUUAAGCCUCCCAUUCGCUUCCUGGGAGAGUGAUCCAAUUACAUUUUGGACCUCCCAAAAGGAAACGUUUCCAGUGCUAGCGGAAUUGGCAAUAGGCUACCUAAUAACGCCAGGUAGCUCUGUGGCAUCCGAGAGGCUGGCCUCUGCAAUUAAAUGCGUGGUUGCUGACACACGCAGCCGCAUGACAGAUACGCAUGUAACGCAAAGAGUUUUUUUAAAAUCUCUUAAAAAAGAAUUCUGGACAUAAAAUUUUUUUAGUUUUAGUUAGUUUAGUUACUUUUUAUUUGGUUUCUUAGUUUUAUAUUAUUAAGAUUAUUUAAUGAAUUGGUUAAUUUUUUGUUUUCCAAACAGAUAUAAAAAAUGUUAAUACUAUGUAUGCUAUAUAUAUAACUACUAUACUAUAUAUAUAAAAACUUA